AUGGGAUGGCAUAUACAGAGGUACAUAGCGAAAGCAGGGAGGGCAGUCAACCCGCUGACGUGGUACAGAGUAUGGAAGACGAGCGAGGGCAAACAGUUAUCAGACGUUGCAAGGAGCAUCGCAUACGGACUGAACAACGAGUUCGCGCAAAUCGGAAGGGUGAGCCAGUACAGAUACUGGUGGUGGGCUAAUCCGCUGGGAGCAGGACUGGUUGUCUACGGAAUGUACAAGUUCUGGUACCUGUCAUACAUGGCACACAAGCAGAGAAAAGUGGCUCAAGUGGUAGCGGGAGCAUACGGCCAGGGAGGCCAGUGGUUAAACCCGGUCCCCAAAUAG
Molecule: messenger RNA, 336 nt
Organism: Theileria orientalis strain Shintoku
Lineage: Eukaryota; Apicomplexa; Aconoidasida; Piroplasmida; Theileriidae
Exons: 2
Coding region: 1-336 (111 amino acids)
Source: RefSeq, a predicted model, not a curated record